UUGCUUUCUCAAACAUCAACACGUGAGGUCAUGUCCUUCCUUUGGGUUGCUCUGCAUUCCUCCACUUGUCUGGUUUGCAUGACCAGCAUUUUUAAAGGGUAUUCUUGUCAUUCAACCAAUUCCUUUCUCUUUCUUCUCUUCCCUUGUUUUCCUUCAUUUUCUUCCAUUUUCUUUGGAUUUUUUACCUCUAUUUCCUUUUCCCUCUAUUUGUUUGAUUGUUUUUCGAAUGAAAAAAAUGGGAACUUUGAGUUUGGGGUUAAGAUUUCAUCGUUACGAUUUCAUGUUUUAUAAAAUUUAAUUUCAUCAAUCUUUUUUAUUAUUAUUACAAUUUUUGGUUUGUCUUUUGAAUGGCCAAAGCUGAGGAAAUUGGAAAGAAAGAAACCCAACAAAACAAUUCCAUGCAACUGGCCAAUCUUCCAAGGGAUCUACUUCAAAGAUUCAUGUCAUCAACCAGCCAUUUUUCUCACAGAAAUCAUGAAGAGGAAGAAGAAAUUGGUGAAGAAGAACAUGUUCAGUUAAGCUUAGGACUUUCAUUGAAUGGUCGUUUUGGGGUUGACCCUAGAGCCAAAAAACUCACUAGAUCAUCUUCAAUACCAGAUUUCAACAGCAACUCAACAAGAAAUGACACUAAUGAAUCUUCUUCUUCUUUGUUCCCCAUGGCUUGUAGUUCUCUUGUGAGGACAUGUUCUUUGCCUACAGAGACCGAGGAAGAGUGGAGGAAGAGGAAGGAGUUGCAAAGUUUAAGGAGAAUGGAAGCUAAGAGAAAGAGAUCAGAGAAACAGAAGAAUUUGAAAGCUGUAAGGGAUAGGAAUAGAGCAGGUUUUGCUGAGGAGAAUUACGAAGAAGAUAAGAGAGACGAGGCUGGUAAUGGAGCUUAUUGGAUUCAUGGUGGUAGAGGAACUGUUGAAGCAGUAGCUGCUUCACAGGGUUCAAUUGGAUCCCAAGGAAGUGGUUCCUCAGGGAUAUCAGAACUUGAGUGCCAAUCAGCUCAAGGAAUUUACAAAUGCUCGGAAGCAAGAAGCCUUACUAGUGUGCAAUCUGCAGCAGAGACUGGGCAGAAACCAGUCAUCAUCCCUGGAAAACUCUUGACUCAAAAAUCAGAAAAGUUAGCUGGUGUUGUGACUGAUAAUCAGCCUAGUCAACCAGCAGUAGCUGAAAAGAGAGUUAAGGAAGUUGUGAGGAACAUUUUGGAGGAUAUGCCUUGUGUGUCAACAACAGGAGAUGGCCCCAGUGGGAAAAGAAUAGAAGGCUUUCUUUACAGAUAUAGAAAGGGUGAGGAGGUGAGAAUCGUAUGUGUUUGCCAUGGCAGCUUCCUCUCCCCGGCCGAAUUUGUGAAGCAUGCCGGUGGUGGUGAUGUAGCACAUCCAUUAAAGCAUAUAGUUGUUAACCCUUCUUUCCUUUUCUGAUGCAAAUCCACGAGGAGGAAUGCAGAGAAAAGGUUAAUGAAUUUUCGCCUUUAUUAAUUGCAAAAGCUCUUUUCUUUUAUUCUGGACAAGGCUAUUAACCUUUUUAGCGAAUGAAGCUUCUCUUUGAAAAGUUAAAAUGGAUGCAUUAUUUUCCUUUCAAGACUUCUGAUAUGAACUCUUCCAAUCUAUCACAAAUUCAAUCCUCAUUCAAACCAUAAAACAAAGGCUUCCUUUAAAAUCACAUGCUCGGCAAAAGGAAUCCUUGGAUCUCCUUCAAGGGACCUAAAUCAGCAAAAUCAUCAAUGGAAAAAUUGAAGUGAAAAGAGGCUGGAUUUGGAAAAGUAGUUAUUCAAGAAUUAAAAAAAAGAAAAAAGAAAAAGAAUUUGAAGGUUUCUAAUCCAUCCCGAAGGGGCAACCAUUUAAAGUGUCUUAAAGGGCAAUACAAUGGCAUAGUUAUUUCAGACCUGACUGAAAAUGUCAGUGAUAUGAUGGGUGAACAACCAAGUUUGAUUGCGCCACCUCAUGCACUAUGAUAUGUUCCAUAUACACGUAAUGCACAACCACAAUCUUUCUUGGACUCACUGUAUAACUCAGGAUUCUAACAAAAUAAAUCCUGAACCUCAUAUUCCCAUAAAAUCUCAGGGUUGUCUUGAUAAAUCUUUUGAGACUGGUUUCAAAGUCUUUUCAUGUAGUGGUGGCAUUUGGGGGCUGUCCCACGCACAAAAGAAUCAAACUGAAACUGCGAACGAUUGCCUCAUUGGAAUUUCAAGUGUUAGAGACCCUGCAUUAGCUUUAAAUCUCCUAAUAAUGGAAAAACAUCACCCAUUAUAAUCUGUCUUUCUUUUUACAACUCUAACAAGUCAGAGAACAGAUACAAAACAUCCUAGUAUUUAUUUCUUAAUCUUGGGUCCAAAAGGAAUUAGAAGUUUGCAUAUACCAGAGAAAGUGCUGCAGAUUAUUCCAAUG
This is a messenger RNA of Durio zibethinus, 2372 nucleotides long. Its product is annotated as ninja-family protein AFP3-like. Gene Ontology annotation, cellular component: nucleus. The record is from RefSeq and is a predicted model, not a curated record. Lineage: Eukaryota; Viridiplantae; Streptophyta; Magnoliopsida; Malvales; Malvaceae. Gene Ontology annotation, biological process: signal transduction; response to abscisic acid; negative regulation of DNA-templated transcription.